This is a messenger RNA of Magnolia sinica, 1532 nucleotides long. RefSeq names its product F-box/FBD/LRR-repeat protein At1g13570-like. The record is from RefSeq and is a predicted model, not a curated record. Gene Ontology annotation, molecular function: protein binding. The coding region runs from base 17 to 1318 and encodes 433 amino acids. The transcript has 5 exons. Lineage: Eukaryota; Viridiplantae; Streptophyta; Magnoliopsida; Magnoliales; Magnoliaceae.
GAGCUUUACUUUAGGCAUGGAAGCAUCAAAUCCUCACCACGAGAUGGAGAUUGACCAAGUCCAAUUUCAAAACUUGGAUAUGAUCACCUACCUCCCACCAAAUGUCAUUGAUAUCAUCCUCAUGUGCUUGCCUUUGAGAGAUGCAGUGAGGACGAGCAUCUUAUCUUGUGAUUGGAGAUACAAGUGGGUCAAAAUCCCACGACUUUCAUUUGACCAGCGAAGUUUCCCACCAGGCUGCAAUGAGCUUAAGAUCGUGAAUGCUGUUGAUCAAGUUCUCUUAGUACAUAGAGGCCCAAUUCAGGAGUUCAAGUGCCAGAAUUACCUAAAAAACUGCCCCGCCAUCGAUCGAUGGAUACUUCUCCUAUCGGAUAAUGGCAUGAAGAGAUUCACGCUCGAUCUUCUGCAGAGCGAGCUGGCUGGGCGCUAUAAGUUGCCUUCUUGUCUAUUCCGCUGCAAAAGCCUUAUUCAUCUGCAGAUAUCUUAUUGUAUCUUCAAACCACCUAGCAAGUUGGUCGGCUUACAUUGUCUCAAGACCCUUCAUCUUCGAGACGUUACCAUUGACAACUCAUUUGAAGAUUUGAUUUCCAAAUUCCCUUUUCUUGAGGAGUUGACACUUUGGGACUUCGACGGUCCCACUUGUCUUAAAAUUCAAGGCCCCAAGCUCCUGUACUUGAAUAUCCGUUGUAGAUUAAAAUAUCUCUAUUUCGAAAAUGUGCCGCUUGUAGCAAUUGCAUGCGUUCAUAUGAGCUUACCAUACCGUUACAAGAAAAGCAAGGAGUCCAAUCUGAUCAAGGUUCUUGGAUGUCUACAUGGUGUUAAGCGGCUCACUCUCAAUGGUUUUCUUCUACAGUUUUUAGCUGCAGGUGAUGUAGCAGAGAGGCUUCCAACUCCGUAUAAUUGUCUGAAGAAUAUGUCGUUGAGCAUAAAUUUCGAAAAUCUGGAUGAUUUAUUAGUGGCUUUUUGCUUAUUUAGAAGCUCUCCUAACUUGCAUGAACUCGAAAUCUACGCCUACCCAGCAGUCAAUACUACUAGUAUACCCCAUGAGAGCUUUUGGGAAGUGCAAGAAGGUUUCGACGGCCUAUUCGCAAACCUCCGGAUUGUGACUAUAACAAACAUCAUUGGCAGCAAAAACGAACUGCGUUUUGUAGAGCUUGUACUCGCGAUUGCACCGGUGCUUGAGAAGAUGAAUAUUAAGAAUUUGGCAACGGAAGCUCAUACGCAAUUGAGGAUUUGCAGAGAUUUGUUGGGAUUUCGAAGAGCUUCACCAUACGCCAGGAUCAACUUCUUUGGGCCUCGCGAUGGAAGGACUGACAGAUGAGUGGACCAGCCGGACACAGUGGCCCCUCCUAAUGAGUGGCUUGCAUAUGGCACACGUUUGCCGUGUUAGCACAUAUCCUGCGAGUCACUUCUUCAAACUUCUUUCUUCGUCUUCUUUUUGUUUUUGGUUGGAUGAUGCAUGUUUUAAUAUUUUGGAGAAGUUGUGGACCCUUCAUUGUGGGCUUAUUUAGACAAUAAGCACCUUCCUUCUAAAG